Molecule: messenger RNA, 1007 nt
Organism: Aplosporella prunicola CBS 121167
Lineage: Eukaryota; Fungi; Ascomycota; Dothideomycetes; Botryosphaeriales; Aplosporellaceae
Exons: 2
Coding region: 143-640 (165 amino acids)
Source: RefSeq, a predicted model, not a curated record
GGUCACCACAUACAACGUUCUGUCGCACACUCUACUCACUUAUAAAACUACCCUCUCGCCACGUAAAACUCUUCUGUUUCAAUGUCAUGCUUCUGCCUUCGAGACCCCAAAUUGACACAAAGCCGAACACUACAACAUCAUCAUGUUUUUUAUUUUACUUGCCUCUCUGUCCGUUUGGAGCGUGCUACUGCCUGUGACAGGACAAGUCUUGAACACAAGCAGUCCGGCGACAACCGAAUCCACGAUCUUCGCUUCUAAGAGCAUGCCGCUUAGUGAACACACUUGGCCUGUUUCUCCGACAUGCCUGAGGAAGAAAACAAUGUCACCCUACGAGCUGGGCCACGCGAAUAGUUACUCACCGAGUGUGGUUACCAAACCCUCUCGUAUUGUUGCUCAGCCCUCGGCCAGCUCGAUCAAUCAUUCUCAAGAUGGAGGUAUAAGCAUCCCCACUACGGCCAGCGCCUCCUACCAGUGCCCCACCGACCAGGACCAGGCUGCAGUAUUCGAUAGCGAUCUAUUCGUCGCAAUUUUGUUCGGGACUCUCAGCUUUGUGACUGCGAUGGUUAAUAUUUGGCUUCAAUAUGAGGCUCUGCAGAGGCGAGACCUGAACGCUAGUGAGUCUUUCGGACGGCAAAUAUGAUUUCUAAGCUGAUGUUUCCAGGGCAAGGAGGGGGAGCUUGAGUGAUGCCUUCUCUAUGGCUCAAAAGACUUCCGAGGGUAUAUGUUGACGAUGGAGAGAGUUGCUUUGAAAGCGACGGCGGCUGGGCGAGGCGUUCGGUAUUUAGCCCUCGGGUUUUCUGCGCAAGCACUGAAGGAUUGGCAUGUUAGUUAGGUACCAUGAAAGAAAAUAGACAACAGAAACAGAUUCUUCUGUAGAAGUACAGCGACCUAGUACUUCGUCACAUGGACAGACAUGAGCAUGUCACGAGCGAUGUGACCUGUGCCCUGCCACAGCACUCGCCAUAGGUUGAAAGCGAAGCGACUCAUGAUGGCGGUGGUAGUAAGUU